AGACUUUUAGUCCGGUGAAGGAGGGGCGACUCUAAUGGCGCAUCGCAGCCCGACUGAUCCAGAUCCCCACAAAUAAACAACUGCAGUCGUUCACGAUCGUGCUUAACUUGUGCGCUUGUCGGUCGCGCCGUGUCGUAGCCUUGCUUCGCGCGUUUGCUCAUUGAGCAGAUCGGCUGGGUUUGUUUUUACCGGCUGUUCGGAGCGCAGAGGCCCAGAGGAAAGACGGCGAAUCGAGAAUAUGAAAGAAGCGUCACCAUGACUUCCAGAUUCAGUAAAACCUACACUCGGAAGGGAGGAGAGGCCAGCUCGAAGUUUGACGAGGUGUUCUCCAAUAAGAAGGCGACGCUUAGCACCAAAUGGGGAGAGACCACCUAUAAAGCCCAGCUGGGGGUCAAACGGCCCUCGUUCAAGCCGGAGGUCCCAGAGCUGACCAAACGGUCCCGAUUUGACGAUGACGACAGCUCAGAGGACCCGUUCGGCUUCGACAGCGAUGACGAGUCCAAAACCUUCAAGUCCAGAGGUACACCCCAGUCUGAGACGAGCUCAGAUGCGGCAGGGUCCGAGAACGAGCAGUCCAAACCUCAGACAACAGUGGCCAGAGAAAGCACUUCGAACGUCAACAGAGGUGUGGUUGCUCCAAACAGCCCAGCUAAAACGAUUGCGGCAUCAUCGCACGCUGCCGUAUCCGGAGGGGCUUGGACUAAAUCCAGCAUUCCUGUAAGCAAACCACUCUCCCAGACUUCUAGCUUAAAAACCCACAAUAGAAACUUCUCGGAUGACUGGGACUCUCCUGAGGAGGACUCAUCACCGUCUGCCGGAGAGGGAAGUUCUCAAGAUGGACUCAAGAGCUCGGAGCCAUGUCCCGCUGAGCCGGAACCUCCGGCAGAACCCGUCGACUUUGAACAGCUUCCGCUUCUUAAACCAUCCAGCGAUAGAGUGUACAAACGACCCAACCGGAAUAAAGGGUCUGAUAGCGGCGAUGCGGUGAGUUCUGCUGUGAUUUUUGCGCCGACGCCUGCCCCCGCGAACAGCAUCGUUGCGGGGGUUUCUGGUGGGACUACGGAGGUCAAACCUGCCGGUCGAGGCCGAGUGAGAGACUACACGAUUCUUCAUCCGUCAUGUGUGUCGGUGUGUAACGUCACCAUCCAGGACUCGAUCGAACGAAGUGUGGAUGAAUUGGUCACCCCGGUGCAAGCUGAUAUUGGAGAGGCAGGAACUUUUAGGAAGAAAACGGACACACAGCCUGCCAAGCCUAACAGGUUCAGGCCCACACAGAAUAAAAGCAAAAAAGAGACGAAACUGGAGUUUUUCGGCUUUGAGGAGAAUGAUGUUCAGGACGCAGACGGAGAGGCCACUGUGUCUGGCAGCACCAGCUACAAGAUCAAAUACUUUGGUUUUGACGAUCUGAGCGAAAGCGACAGUGAGGAAGAGGAUGAUUCAGAAGCUAAAGAGAAGAAGGAAAAGAAAGCUAUGGCCCUGUCGACCAGCGCUGACAGCCCGCAGAGCAACCACUCGCAGGAGAGUCAACUGAGCCAAAGCAGCGCAAACACAGACUCUCAAGAGUCGUUGGAUGAGACGGGCACCUCGGGCUCACAGAAGGAACCGCAGGGAAAGCAAAGCGACAAAUCAAAAGAGAUCGGACGCAAGAUCUUCAGCGGGCCAAAAAAAAGCUUGUGUUUGCGUUCAACGCAGUCUCCUGCUAAAGCCGUAUAUAACGCCCGUCACUGGAAUCAACCCGAACCGGAGGAAGUGCCGGCUCCUGUUUCCUCUCACACUGUGUCAGCACCUAAGCCCAGUGUGUCAAGCAGCAACAAGGAUACGAAUUCUCAUAAGGACGACGGAGUGUUUAAAGCCCCGCCUCCUCCUCCUAAAGUCAUCAAGUCGGUGACUAUGCCCACUGAGCCAUACCAUGACAUUGUCACUGCACUCAAAUGCAGAAAGGAGCACAAAGAGCUAUACACGGUGGUCCAGCAUGUGAAGCACUUUAAUGAUGUGGUGGAGUUUGGGGAGAACCAGGAGUUCACCGAUGACUUUGAGUAUCUGGAGACGGGAUUGAAGAGCACACAACCACUCAACACACGCUGCCUUAGUAUAAUCAGUUUGGCCGCCCGCUGUGCUGUGCCGAGUUUUCGCAUGCACUUGAGGGCCAGAGGGAAGGUGGCCCAGGUCUUUAAAAUGCUCAGUGAUUCCCAACAGCACCCGAACCUGGCUCUGUGCACAGCGUCUCUGAUGUACAUAUUGAGUCGAGACCGGCUGAACAUGGAUCUAGACCGGUCUUGUCUGGAGCUGAUGAUCAGGCUGUUGGAACUUGAACAGGAUGACUCCGUUGGAGACCAGCUGACAGCUAAAGAGAUUAGCAAAGUUAAAGAGAAGAUCCGUAAACUCUGUGAAACGGUGCACAACAAACAUCUGGACCUGGAGAACAUCACUACGGGUCAUUUAGCUAUGGAGACGCUUCUGUCUCUUACGUCGAAACGAGCCGGAGACUGGUUUAAAGAAGAGCUGCGUUUACUGGGCGGACUGGAUCACAUCGUUGAUAAAGUAAAAGAGUGUGUGGAGAACUUGAGUAAAGAAGACGAUAAAGAGAGUCUGGUGGCGUCUCUCUGGGGAGCCGAACGCUGUUUGCGGGUUUUGGAGAGUGUAUCUGUGCACAACCCAGAGAACCAGGCUUAUCUGAUCGCUUACAAAGACUCCCAGCUCAUAGUGUCCUCAGCAAGGGCUCUGCACCAUUGUGAACAGAUGAUCCAGCGUUACAGUCGAGAGGUCUCUUCAUCAUCUGACUCCGCCCUCUCGCAUAGCAGUCAUAGCAACGUGGGUAAAGCUGUGGAGGAUUGUAUGAGGGCUGUUAUUGGGGUUCUGCUCAACCUCACACAUGAUAACGAAUGGGGCAGUACAAAAACAGGUGAACAAGAUGGUCUGAUUCUGACAGCUCUGGACUCCGUUCUCAAGGUUCCUCGCUAUUUGCCUCAAGAGCAGAGAUUUGAUAUUCGCGUGCUGGGUCUUGGUCUUCUAAUAAAUCUGGUGGAGUACAGCGCCAGAAACCGACAUUAUCUGGUGGAGAUGGAGGUGGAUAUGAGCUACCUGCAUGAUACGGAGGUAUCCGUGAAGACUGAGAAUGAUGUGCAGAUAAAAGGAGAGGAGAAGACGAAGACUGAAGAGCAAAAAGAGGGAGAAGGCGAGAAGGGAAGCACAACACAGAAGUCAAUGUUCAAUGCCCUGGUGGCUCUGGUGCAGCUCUUUUUGGAACGGGAGCAAGCUGCCGUGUUAGCUGAGGCGCAGACUGAUGAUCUCAUCAGUGAGGCGCCCAAAUCUCAGGCAGACCAGAGCGGAGAAUGGCAAGAAACCUCUGGAGAGAUCCAGUGGGUUGAAUCAGAAACCAAUGACACAAAUGACAAGAAUGACAAGAAGGAGGAAGAGGAAGAAGAACUCGAUCUCAACAAAGCACUGCAGCAUGCUGGGAAACACAUGGAGGACAGCAUUGUGGCAUCAUAUACAGCUCUUCUGCUUGGGUGUCUGUGUCAGGGCAGUCCGAUGAAUGUGAAAACGGUGCGGGAAAGCCUUCCUAAGGGAGAUUUCUCUAUCAUGACUGAAAUGCUAAAGAAAUUUCUUAAUUUCAUGAAUCUGACAUGUUCUGUUGGAACCACAGGACAGAAGUCUAUCUCACGGGUGAUUGAUUAUUUGGAGCACUGUUAGCAGAGGUGUCCCUCUUCCGUGGGAUAAAUCUGGACCUGGCAACGUGCCUUAGGCCCUUCAGGACAGGAGACAGCAGCUCUGGUGGUAAAGAUGGGUCAGUUUCGCUUCAGUCAAGCCACCCGAGUCUCGCAUUUUCACUCAUUUUGCAUCGUGUGGUUUUCGAAAGCCGUCUCUUUUUCUUGCUCACACACUCUGGUGUGUGUUUUUAUGAUAUUUUGGUUUUAAAGAACUGAUCCUUGUUUUGAAUGCAAACCGGGCUUUGUAGUAGAACAAAAGAAUGUUGGACAAAAAGAAUGAAUUGUGUUUGCUUAUGGUAUAAUAAGGAUUUACACUAAACUUAUCUGUAACUUAUUGAUUUUUUUUUUAAACAUUCAUUUGAAACCAUGGUUCGGGUCUCCAUUACACCUGGCAUUAACAUGAACCUCUGGGGUCGGUUUCCCGGACAGGGUUUAGAUUAAUCCAGGUGUGCAUCUUGAGAUAAAAUAAUGACACUGAUAUAUGUUAAGAUAUGUCAGGGAAAGAGGUUUUAAAAUUAAGGCAGCUCAAACAUGCAUUUUAGUCUGAGACUAGGAUAAGCCCUGUCCAGGAAACCGCCCCCAUAAUUGGAUUUUACUUGCCCACAUUUAAAGCCAUACAGUGUAAAUGGAUCCGGUCAUUGAAAAAACUUUCGGAGGUGAUCAUGGGCAGUAGCCCGAGGACUUUGCAAACUCACAAUUGAGUAUUGUGGAAUGAAAUAGAUGUAUAUUUAAAGAUUUUAUCAACAUAACAGCUGAUUUUUUUAUGAGAAAGCGUAACUGAGCUGUUUCACAAAGCACAGCGAUUUGUUUAGUUCUGUUUUAAAAAAAAAGCUUUUCAAUGGACGACUCCUAUGAAACACUAAAUUUGUCAUUUGUUUAUUUUUUUCCGAUACAAAAAGUUAGGGAUGCACUUUUUUGUCGAUACCGAUUUAAACAGACAACAAUUGGCCGAUACUGAUUUUAAACUUGUAUACAAUACUAUACAGUUGGCCAAUAGCUAGUUUAUUUGUGCAUUUUUUUAUUAUUAUUUUUACUGAACAUGGAUUGGACUCUUAUGGUGCAUUCACACCAGCCGCAGUAGAGGCGCCAAAAGGUCAAGGUCCUGAUUGGUUAACGUGGUGCGGAAAUCCUCCAAAGUUCAGAUUUUUCAACUCGCGCUUUUCCCGCGGCAACGCUCAAUUCGCGCGUUCCGCGUCGCAGGAUAGCUAAUCACGUCUUUGCAUUGACUUAACAUGUAAAUCACUUGCGCUUGCCGCCUUUACCGGGUCUGGUGUGAACCCUGCAUUAUGCUACGUACACAUCGAACGCGUAGCAUCGCGUUGUUCGGUCUAGAUUACUCGCGGGAUUUAACUUUGUGUCAUGACAAUUAUUGCACGAAGGUGCGUUUGAGGCGAAUAGCGCGUUUUCUGGCAAUUGUGUGCCUAAUAGUUUAUGUAAUUUAUCCAUGCAAAUCGUUGAACUCGCGUUUGGUGUGUAUGCCCCAUAACUCUGACUGCAGGGUUCACAUGAAUGAGUAAUCUCUCACGUGACUAACUAUGUGAUUUACUAUUUUUUUUUCCCCCAUCGCAUGUCUGACAAACUAUAAUUUGUACAGAUUUUAUUUUGUAUUAAAUUAUUUUGAUGAUAAUUUUUUUUAAAUGCUGGAUUAUGCAACAAACAUGCAAUUUAUUGCCUUUACGUAGUUAAUUAAUAAACAGUCGGUAUCUCGUGCUAUUGCCCAUAUGCCGAUGGUUUCAAACUCAUAAAAAAAUCGCCCGAUACAUCGGUGCAUCUUUACUAAAAAUUUAACUAUUAGAUUUUAAUAACAACAACAAAAAUACCUGAUGAUAAAAGUUUUGAAAAGAUGGAACUUCGUGUCCUUUGUGGCUUUUUGAUCAUUCACAAUCUCCUAUAGUUUGAUCUUUUUUAUAUGUGAAAAGUCAUCUCUCAAAUAUCCAAUGUGAAACACCUUGAGUUACCAAUAAAUGAGUUUUAGUUUCUUUUGAUAAAAUAUUUUUGUUUUAUAGUUUGUGCUGUGGCGCCCAUUUUAUGUAUCGUUUAAAAAAGACGACUCUUGAAUUGUUGUUUUAAAGCAUUUUAAUAGGUAAAUAAAUGCAUCAUAAUAUGUAUUCUUUAAUUUAAACACUCUGAUUUUAAUAUAAUAGAAUGAAAUUUGUUUAAUUUUAUGAUUUUUUUCUUUCUUUGAUGUGAUGUGUGGAAAAUUUAUUUGUAAUUUUCAUUUUUUGUGUAUGUAUUCAGCUGAAUGUGGUCAUGCGGUAUGGCUUGAAGCUGCUGAAAGAAAAAAACAUGCAUCUUUUUUCCAAGCAAAAGUGUCCUAUAUUCCUUUCAGAUCUUUGCAGAGCCAUAUGGAGUAAACUUCUUCUAUUUUGUAAAACUGAAGCGAGUUUUACGAUAAGUUAAUUUACAGAUCUGAAUUUUGAUGCUUUCUUCCUUCCUUUCUUUCAAAAUGUACAUAUUUCUGUAAAUAGUUGCUAUUUGAUGUUUGACCGCUAGACUACUUUCACCCUUCAACCUUGUUUUUUAUACUUCCCCCUUGGUUGCAUUAUUUUAGAUAAAGUUACAAUGAAAUAAAAAUAUAAAUAUAUCAAAUAUAUAUAUUAAAGGAUUUGUACCAUUUUCCAAGAUGUUGUCUUUGGUUACAUUGUAAAUAAUUUGACCUUGAAUAAAUAAUUGCUACUUUGAA
Molecule: messenger RNA, 6393 nt
Organism: Paramisgurnus dabryanus
Lineage: Eukaryota; Metazoa; Chordata; Actinopteri; Cypriniformes; Cobitidae
Source: RefSeq, a predicted model, not a curated record